AUGACAGAGAAAGAAGGAGGAAUCGUCAAGACGGGCCAUGAAGAGGGGACGAAAAUGGCAAUCUCUCUCCUUGAAGAGUUUGAACUUCCAUCAGGACUUCUCCCCCUGGCCGAUGUCAUUGAAGUAGGAUUUGUCAGGAGCACUGGCUACAUGUGGAUCGUGCAAAAGAAGAAGGUCGAACACAACUUCAAGAUGAUAGGCAAGCUUGUGAGUUACGACACUGGGAUAACCGGUUAUGUUGAGAAGAAACGGAUCAAGAAGCUCAAGGGAGUGAAGGCGAAGGAGCUCAUGUUAUGGCCUCCGGUAAGUGAAAUAAUGGUCAAUGAACCACCCAGUGGGAAGAUUCAAUUCAAGAGCCUCGCAGGCAUUACCAAAACCUUCCCGGUUGAGGCAUUUGCAGCUGAUCAGUGA
Messenger RNA from Camellia sinensis, 411 nucleotides. RefSeq lists its product as uncharacterized. NCBI's taxonomy places the organism in Eukaryota, Viridiplantae, Streptophyta, Magnoliopsida, Ericales, Theaceae. The record is from RefSeq and is a predicted model, not a curated record.